Molecule: messenger RNA, 1605 nt
Organism: Aspergillus mulundensis
Lineage: Eukaryota; Fungi; Ascomycota; Eurotiomycetes; Eurotiales; Aspergillaceae
Product: CDP-diacylglycerol--glycerol-3-phosphate 3-phosphatidyltransferase
Exons: 3
Coding region: 1-1605 (534 amino acids)
Biological process (GO): cardiolipin biosynthetic process
Cellular component (GO): mitochondrion
Molecular function (GO): CDP-diacylglycerol-glycerol-3-phosphate 3-phosphatidyltransferase activity
Source: RefSeq, a predicted model, not a curated record
AUGUUUGGACGUGUUGGCGGCCACACGCUUCGGUGCGCUGCGCGCAGCCCCGUGGUACGACGGAAAUUCUGGGAGCGCAGCUUUUCAUCGCAUGUACCAUCCCCGACGAGUACAUCUGCUCCGUCAAGUGCGUCACCGCUAGGAAGCAUUACGACGGAGCUGGAUCGGAUAUCGCCGUGCUUCGAAAUUUCGGCAUCCCGGAUAGCGAUUCUGGACUCACCCGCGAAUUUUUACACAACCCUCAAGAACAAAAUCCGCAAGGCCCGAAAACGCAUCUACCUCUCUACUCUUUAUAUCGGCAAGACGGAACAUGAAUUGAUCGAAACCGUGAAUCAAGCUCUUCGCGACAACCCCGAACUGCGAGUCUCGAUUCUUACCGAUGCUUUGCGAGGGACCCGAGAGACACCGAACCCAUCGUGCGCCUCUCUUCUGGCAUCACUGGUCGCAGAACAUGGACAGGAGAGAGUGGAUAUUCGGAUGUUUCAUACGCCUAAUCUGACCGGGUUGCGGAAGAAAUGGAUUCCUCGGCGGAUAAAUGAGGGUUGGGGGUUACAGCAUAUGAAGCUCUAUGGGAUUGACGAUGAGAUUAUACUGUCGGGGGCAAACCUCUCAGAUAACUAUUUCACAGACCGCGUAGAUAGGUAUCAUGUCUACAGCUCCACGGAGCUAGCUGAUUACUAUGCGCGCAUCCACAACGCAGUCUGCAGCCUCAGUUUCAAAGUACUUCCCGAUCCUCAUAAUAAGGCCGGGUAUCUUCUGGAUUGGCCUACUGCCAAUGGCGCUUGUUCACCUCUUGAUGACCCAGAAAGCUUCAUUUCAUAUGCUUCUACGGUGUUGAAGCCAAUUAUUCAACCAUCAACCAAUAAACAUACACUCGGGCCGAAGUCCCCUAAUGGGACAUUCGUCUACCCAGUCGCUCAAUUUACACCUUUGCUCAAGCCGGACACAUCUACUGAAUUUCCCGCCGUCACAACAAUUCUCCGCCUCCUCUCCAUCUCACCAGCCUUCUCCGGCGCCCGCUGGCUUUUUACAGCAGGCUACUUCAACAUCCAUCCCACUCUCUCCUCCCUCCUAAUAGCCAGCACAUGCCCCCCAGAUUCUCAAACACCCUCAACAACCCGCGGCACUGUCCUUACCGCCUCCCCCUGGGCAAAUGGCUUCUACGGCUCACCAGGCAUCUCUGGCAUGCUCCCGGCAGCAUACACCCAUCUUUCAGCCCGAUUCCUCGACCGAGUCGCCGCGGCACAGGCAACAAACUCCAUCGAGCUCAAAGAGUGGCGCCGCGGCACAGUUGGAGAACCAGGUGGCUGGACGUAUCACGCCAAGGGUCUCUGGGUUACGCUUCCCAAAGAAGAGAACCCCAGUCUGACGUUCGUCGGCAGCAGCAACUACACCAAGCGCAGCUAUGGUCUAGAUUUAGAGGUUGGGGCGCUGGUUGUUACUGGGGAUGAGGAGCUGAAGAGGAGGUUGAAGGCUGAGACGAAGUGGUUGCAGGCGGACGCAAGUCCGAUCUCAAGAGAGGAUUUGAGGAGAACAGAGAGAAGGGUUAGGUGGAAUGUUAGACUUGCCAUGUGGAUUGUUGAGAAAGUUGGAGGAGCAUUAUAA